Messenger RNA from Apodemus sylvaticus (European woodmouse), 963 nucleotides. Its product is annotated as olfactory receptor 5D13-like. Bases 1 to 963 code for a protein of 320 amino acids. The record is from RefSeq and is a predicted model, not a curated record. Lineage: Eukaryota; Metazoa; Chordata; Mammalia; Rodentia; Muridae. Gene Ontology annotation, biological process: sensory perception of smell; G protein-coupled receptor signaling pathway. The transcript has 2 exons. Gene Ontology annotation, cellular component: membrane. Gene Ontology annotation, molecular function: olfactory receptor activity; odorant binding; G protein-coupled receptor activity.
AUGCAUCAUUCAGAACCCUCUGUAUUUAGCAUUCAAGAAAACCAGAGUUCUGCAGUGAACUUCAUCCUCGUGGGCUUCUCAGAAUACCCACACCUCCAGGUACCUCUCUUCCUUCUGUUCCUGACCAUAUACACAGUGACUGUGCUGGGCAACCUGGGCAUGAUUGCCAUCAUCAGGCUCAGUCCUAAACUCCACACUCCCAUGUACUUUUUUCUUAGUCAUCUCUCCUUUGUGGAUUUCUGUUACUCUACUGUUGUCACACCAAAGCUCUUAGAAAACUUGAUUGUGGAAGACAGAAGGAUCUCCUUCACAGGCUGUGUCAUGCAGUUCUUCUUUGCAUGCAUAUGUGUGGUGACAGAAACCUUUAUGUUGGCAGUGAUGGCCUAUGACAGGUUUGUGGCAGUAUGCAACCCCCUCCUCUACACAGUGGCUAUGUCUCAGAAGCUGUGCUGGUCCCUGGUAGCAUCAUCAUACUCCUGGAGUAUAGUGUGUUCCUUUAUAUUCAUACACUUUAUGUUGACCUUGGUCUUCUGUGGGACAAAGUUCAUAAAUAACUUUGUGUGUGAGCAUGAUGCCAUUGUCGCUGUAUCCUGCUCUGAUCCCUACAUUAGUCAAAAAGUCAUUUUCAUCUUUGCUACUUUCAAUGAGCUAAGCAGUCUGAUGAUCAUUCUCACCUCUUAUGUUUUCAUUGUCAUCACUGUCAUGAAAAUGCCUACCACUGGAGGGCGCUACAAAGUCUUCUCCACUUGUGCCUCCCAUCUCACUACAAUCACCAUUUACCAUAGCAUUAUCAUCUGUCUUUACUGUGUUCCUACUACCAAAAGUUCUUGGCUUCUGGUCAAGGUGGCCUCAGUCUUCUACACAGUCAUCAUCCCCAUGCUGAACCCACUUAUAUACAGUUUCAGGAACAAGGAUGUGAAGGAUGCAGUUAAGAAACUAAUGUGCUCUUCUUUGUUAUUAUAA